This is a messenger RNA of Annulohypoxylon truncatum, 6152 nucleotides long. RefSeq names its product ARM repeat-containing protein. The record is from RefSeq and is a predicted model, not a curated record. Gene Ontology annotation, cellular component: Scc2-Scc4 cohesin loading complex. The coding region runs from base 17 to 5674 and encodes 1885 amino acids. Gene Ontology annotation, biological process: establishment of protein localization to chromatin; establishment of mitotic sister chromatid cohesion; regulation of gene expression. Lineage: Eukaryota; Fungi; Ascomycota; Sordariomycetes; Xylariales; Hypoxylaceae. The transcript has 3 exons. Gene Ontology annotation, molecular function: chromatin binding.
AAGUCCAGGUCCUAGUAUGUACCAACGGCAGCAUGCGUCGAAACCGUUCACAUUGAACGAGGCCCUACCUUAUACUCCCUUUACAUCGGUCUUUCCCUUUGAACCAGAUAUCAUCCGUAAUCCUACAAUCGGCUCCGGUCCUCUCGCUCCAUCUCUCGCCGGUCUAGUCUCUAGAGAAGACUACGAUGCCUUGAAUAAAGAAGCCGAGACUUCUAGCCACUCGAAGCGUGUUGAGGGAAGUCUUGAAUUCGUACAACAUCUUCUCAAGACGGACAAGAUCACACACUUCCAAUUCAAGACCGCGCCGAAGGCUUCAUUGUCACUAAACCCGCCAACUACCAGUAUCGCCGAUGGAAUUACGCCCUUUGCCAAGUUGGUUUAUGACAAUACCUCCAUCUCUUUCCGUUAUUCCAAUACUGAGACCUCGAACGCUUCAACCCCGAACGGCCUCGGCCACGGCCUUGGUCACGGUCACGGUCACGGCAUGUCUCCCCGGUUCUCAAAGAAGUCGUCACCCAAGGCACGCAGACAAGAACCGCCCAAGGUAGUCAAGCAUAAUCCCGCUACUUCAAAUGCGCAAGCAGUUGCGCAAAACAAGUCUCGCAUCGAAAUUCAUCUGCCCACAAGAAAAGAACUGGAUACUGCCGCUUCCAUUUACACCUCCCCCAAGCCUCCCCCUCCAUCAUCACCUCUAGCAGCACAAAUUCAAGCUCAGACAGUUUCACUCGCGGACCUGAUGGUGACACCAAAGCCACCCCUUCCGGUCUCACAAACCUCACAAGUACCACCUUCAUCAGCCUCGAAGGUGGAACCGGAAACACCAACACCGCAGCCUAUUAUACCAAAGACCGAAGUAUCAGAAGCUCCUGAGCAGUUAUCUCACAUACCAGACCAAGGUCGGCCUACAUCGUCGCUAUCCUCCACCAAGCAUGGCGCUGCCAUUCAAAUUGAACUGCCAGCGGCUAGUUUUGAUAGAAACGAAUUCGCUGUAGUCCCCGAUGCACCUGAUGCUCCGACACACUUAUCUGCGAAGAGAAAACGCGCCGCACAAGAUGACUUUGAAGACCCCCUCGGGGGAGAGCUCAACCAGCGCGAGCUUGCCAAUGCCGCUUUUGAGGAUCUGCGCAGAUGUUUCCAGGAGAUAUUUUCUGCCGAGGAUUACCUAUCAAGCGAGCGAGGCACCGCAUCACAUCUAAUUACGUUGACGAAUGAUCAAGAACCUACCAUGUCAAUAGCUGCACAUGACAAAGCUCAUAAGCAAAUAAAUAGGGCCAUUAGUCUCGGCUGUUUCCGCCAAGCGCCUGUAGAUGAUCUACUCCGAGUCCAAAGUUUGAGUGAAGGCUCUUUGAAGCACGCGGACGUGCUCGACUUCAAGCUGGAUGAGACAUGGGGAGAAACAGAAGUCGGAUUUUGGGUACAGCAGCUCCAUGACAUCGAAAUGGGACUCAAAGCCGCGCGUACAUCGUUCCGCAUCAUGUGUGGCGGUCGGGAGGAGAGGCAGCUGUAUUCCGAAGACCUAAUUCAACAAGGGUUAAAUCUCUUCAGAAAUGUCAUAAGUGACAUUAUCAUCCCAACGGCUGAAUUGCGGAGCACUGGCCCUACUAGUAACUUGUUCCGCCUGCUCGCAACGCACAAAAAGGCCAUUAGCACCCUUUUCACUACUUGCCAGAAGGUCUUCUCUCUUAUGUCUGACUUGAUAGUCAGCAUUGACCUCUCAGAGACCGUCGUACACACUCUAGAGUUCGUGGCAUCGCGUCUAAUAUUCGUGGAGAAUGCUCACACGGAGAAGGAUUCGGUCGUAGGUGUUCAAAAGUUUGAUGCCCUUCGCCUAGUCGCCAUGAACGUAUUGUCGCAGAUAUUCCUGAUGAACCCUGCACAGAGAGAAGGAAUCUUCAACGAGAUCUUGACUUCCCUUGAGAAAUUGCCUAUCGGGAAGCAGAGUGCGAGGCAGUUUAAACUUUCCGAAGGAAAAAGCAUCCAGCCUGUCUCGGCUCUGAUCAUGCGGCUAAUCCAGGCAAGUGCCGGGAAGGUAGAUGACCGCAAAGAAAAGCUUCGCGGCCGGAUGAUGCAGAGUCUAGCAGAAAAUGACGGAAACGGUGGUCCUACAUCAUCCUCCGACGGCGUCAAUGGGAAACCGGAAAACACCUACACGGUCCGAACGGAGGAAAGCGCCGCAGUUCAGCACUCAACAGCCAUCCAAGAGCUACAGGCCCUCGCGAAGACACUUGCGGAUGGCGCUUACCGCAACGCCACGUACGUUGUCAACUUCAUAGUGAAGCGAGCAUUAAAGUCUACCAAGUCUGGGGAUACUCCAUAUCGAAAUUUAUUAGACUUAUUCAUCGAAGACUUCACUACCUGCUUGGACUCCCCAGAUUGGCCCGCGGCUGAACUAUUACUUCGGCUUACAAUGUACAUGAUGUUCCAACAGGUAGAUGGUGAUAAAAAUGCAGCGCCCGCAAGAAACAUGGCAUUAGAACUCCUCGGUGUUAUGGCCGCGGCUAUCUCGAAGUUGCGAUCUCACGUCCGGAAGACCGCUACUAAUUUUGAGGGAAGCGACUCGGAUGAACUUGGUCAGUGGUUAGCUGACCUGACUCUUAACGUUCUCGAGGGCAACAUGUCGAUGGAAAAGACUGUUAGCUGGCUAGGGCCGUAUCGCGUCGUUUUAGAACACUUGCAAGAUCGUUUGGGUGACGACCCCUAUCUUAAGGGUGCCAUCUCCUAUCUUAUCACAGACUGGGGAACGCAGGUUAGCCUUGGAUACGAUUCCGUUGCAAAUGAGGAAUCAGAGGAAAGAGAUUCCGAGCUCGGAAGAAUUGCAUUUCGUCUUCGCAACAUGAUCGAUGACCCAAAAUGGCUCUCGCGGGAAUACAGUUUCAAGUCGGUGGUUCCUAACCACGCGAAGCUUUCUCACUCAACGAUCUUGCUCCGAUCAAGUUUUUGCGCUUCGUUCAAAAACAUUCUAAACAUACUCAUGGGAUCCAUGACGACAGAUCAGGCAACUGUGCGCAGCCGUAGUCUCAAGAGUAUAAACCUCGUACUCGAAACAGACCCGACCAUUCUCGAUGGCGAUAGUGUGUUCAUCCAGCUCAUUCUUCAGUGCUCUAAUGAUUCCUCGCCCCAAGUACGUGAUUCGGCCCUGGGCCUUAUCGGGAAGUGUAUGGCCAUGCGCCCCAGACUAGAGGAGAAGAUGACGCCAACGGUCAUCCAAAGGUUCAUCGAUUCCGGCAUAGGUGUACGAAAAAGAGCGAUGAAAUUGGCUAAAGAUAUUUACCUUGGUAACGAGAGUAAAUCAGUUCGAAGCACCAUUGCAAAUGGAUUGCUACAUCGUACACAAGAUCCGGAUGAGGGCGUACGGGAGCUUGCAAGGCAAAUGAUAGAAGAAGUUUGGAUUUCCCCUUUUUAUAAGGAGGAUGACUCAGUCGCUUUCAAGCAGGCUAUUACCGACCAUGUAGCUUUAAUGGUUCAGACUGUUAAGCAGGGAAACACCGCGCUCGUCCUAGACAAAGUCUUCCAGACAAUUCUUUCGCCUGACUCUAAACUUGCGGAAGCUAAUUCUCGAGUCUGUACGAGACUUGUCGCCGACUUAGUCGAUCUUAUCGGCAAUCCUGAGUCAGACGACCCGUCAAUUCCUUCCAGCAGGGAUGCUUUCCAAGUCCUGAUGAUCUUUGCAAAAGCCGAUCCCAAGUUAUUUACUUUCGAACAGAUUCGGCAAUUGCAGCCUCAUAUUUCCAGCGUCAGUACAAGUGAGGACUUGACGGUCUCAAGAGCUGUGGUCGUCAUAUAUCGCCGUGUGCUGCCCCAGGUGUCAAGUGUACAUUCAAGUUUCCUUUCUGAAGUUCGGAAGUCUCUCAUGCCUGCAACAUCUAAAGUCACGAGGGCACUCCUUGACGACGUCGUGGCAUGCCUCUGGAUCGUCAGCGGGCUUCUCGACUCAUUCGAGCCUCUCGCGCGCCUACCUAUAUCAUGCCUCAGAAAUAUCCAGUUGAUGAGUGGCAAGGGUCCGCUUGACCGAACUAAAAUCAGACAGUUUGAUCGAUAUUCCCUCAUCGUUGGAAUGAUUGGUAAGCAUUGCAAUCUAGACAGCCACCUAGACCGCUUCAAGUCCGACCUCAAGUUACCAAAGUGGAAGGGUUCUGUAUCAAAGCUCAUGGUAGACUUUCUCGUCCCUUUCGCGAGCCCCUCUCAACCAGCAGACGUGAGACGUCCAGCACUGGAUGCCAUUGGGCUCGUCUGUCAAUCCAAUCCUAGGAAUUACGUAUCUGCUAAUGUCUAUACGACAUUCCAACAAGCAUUUGACGAGCGCAUGCCGAUUCUGGAGUCAAUGAUCCUCCGGUCUUUCAAGGAAUUCCUGUUGAUAGAAGAACAGCGGUCUGAACAAUCGGCUGCCGGCAAAGAAUCUGCUAAGAGAGAUUUGAAAGUAAUGGGCGGCACUAGUUUUGACGAUGUUGCUAGUGCGACUACUCAGCGGUUCCUGAAAGAUAUUACUCGUAUCACCUUAGCGACUUAUGACGACCACGCCUUUCUAGCCACGGAAGUAUUGGCGAGCAUUAACAGACAAGGUCUUGUACAUCCGAAAGAGACGGGUGUGACACUUAUUACGCUUGAGACCUGCCCAGUACCCAAGAUCUCGGAACUGGCAUAUCAUGAGCAUAGGGCACUUCAUGAGAAGUACGAGAGCGUACUUGAGAGGGAGUAUGCAAAAGCCAUACAAUCAGCUUUUCAGUAUCAACGCGACGUUAUCAAAGACCCGCGAGGUGCAACUGAGCAUCCGUUCAUGUCAAAGCUUCAUCUUCUCACCGAAGUGUUAAAGAUCAGCAAGUCUAAAAAUCGCGUUCGAUUUCUCGAAAAACUUGUUGGGCAAAUUGACUUCGACCUUUCGAAGCUUUCCGCAGGCCAGGCAUUAUCUUCACAUGUCGAGUUUUCUCGGUUUAUAAUCGAAAAUAUUGCAUUCUUUGAGUUCGUCACGAUUGGAGAGUUGCAGACCACAAUCAUUGCCAUGGAGAAGAUCGUAACUGGAACUGGAUCUGGUAUAGCCCAAGCUAUCGAGUCCGAAAUCUUCCAUGUACGGAUGGAUCCGGUGUCUACUUCCCAGCAAAACGCCAGCGGUGAAGAACAGCCCAGUGUUCCGGUGCCGCCUACUAUUGAUUCCCAACGACUUCGCCAGCUAGCAGCUGGCUCGGUGAUCCUCCUCGCUCUUUGGGAGGUACGCACAUACCUACGUCGUUUGUAUGGGCUUAGCUCCAGCCGGCGCGAGAGCAAGGGCAAGGCCGCCCCGAAGGAUCUCGCCAGGUCCCCAGUCAAGGUUCAGGGUGUUACCGGAGACAAGUUCUGGGAUGACGUAUCCAGAAUUAUGUCUGCAUUCGACUCACCGGAGCAUAUGAUAGAACAAUGCCGGGCAUUUGUGGAGCUCUUAACUGUCGACAACGAAGUCAAGGUUCCAGACGAAGAGGAAGAGUUUGAUCUCGAUGGAGAGGCAGCGUCUCCUGAUCCCGAAGAUGACGAAGACGCAGCCGAGCAUGACCCCCGCGGUCGCAAGAGGAAGGCAGGAAAUGCACCUGGAGGACGAAAGAAACGGGCACGAUCCAACUCGAAGCCGAGGCCCCGAGGCCGGCCUAGAAAGCAGAGCAUGGAUCCGAUGGAAGCUGACCUCGGUGGCGAUAUGGAAUGGAUUUGAUCAAGAUCAUUACCAAGAUCUGGAGCAUUUCCACGUUUCAUUGCCACGCAGAGAUUGGGCGAGAUCGUCUCAUCAUACACACGACGCAAGAAAGAGGGGGGUUUUUUGCACGAACUGUAUGGCACAAUAGCAUUCAUAAACAUGGAAAUCGGCGUUUAGAAAAGGAAAAAGGGGAAAGGAGUCGAUCAAUUACAUGGAAUUCGCAUGAGGUGUUUGAAUGCAUGCUGCUGCCGCUUAGCAUCUAAGAGGGGAUGGAUGAUGGCUAUUCAGAAUUGCUGUUUUUUUUUCUCCUUUUUCUUUGUUGCAAUGAUACCUCAAUGUACUAUGGUUGCUUUGUACAAUACCUAAGAUGGGCGGAGAGUGGUUACCUAUUGGUGUGUCUACACGCUAGCUAGCUAGCUUCUGGUACCUACGGAUACAUGUACGAUCCGAGGUAGAAUUAAAGAUUCUGGCCAUCUCAGAUUAAGAUGAACUUGCC